This is a messenger RNA of Clonostachys solani, 213 nucleotides long. The record is from the annotation of a GenBank genome assembly. NCBI's taxonomy places the organism in Eukaryota, Fungi, Ascomycota, Sordariomycetes, Hypocreales, Bionectriaceae.
AUGCCGGAAGACGACAACAACCCCGAGGUCGAUAUUCCACUGCUGGCGCAGCAUGCAGACCCGGCCCCCAUCAUGCUGAGCAACAUGCGCCUCAAUGUUCUCAGGCGGUGGGGCGAUGAAGAUGGUAAGCAGCUCCGUGGCAAGGUUGUGUUUGAGCUUGUCAGAACCAUCAAGGACGCGAGCUUCCGGGUACCGAGGGCAGAGGUUGCCUAG